Messenger RNA from Strongylus vulgaris, 531 nucleotides. Lineage: Eukaryota; Metazoa; Nematoda; Chromadorea; Rhabditida; Strongylidae. The record is from the annotation of a GenBank genome assembly.
AUGCACGAAAUUCAGCCUAUUGCGAAGAUAGAAUUUGGUGAAUCGCCAUAUGGUUCAACGUCAGCACUAGCGCCUGCUACUCCUCCAGUUCCACUGCAAGCACCCCCUGCCGGUCCCCCUUCUGUGGUGGAUGGGUACCGAACCUUGCGCGGAAGUGCGUCCUCGUCGAACCAGCAGAGUCAAGGAGCUCUUAGGUCUUUCACACAACUAGCUGGUACUCCUCCUCCUCCAAAUAGCAGUCAAGGACCGCCUCAACAACAGAUUCGUCCCAUGGUGGUAGCAGCUGGUGGUAGACAGCUGCCUGUCGGUAGAGCCACUGCACAACCAAGAGUCAACGUUACCAAUAUAUAUAGCCCAUAUGCAUCUUGCUCGUCUGACCCAGAAACGGAAAAGAAACAAGCUCAUGCUGAAGUUGGUGACGUUCAUGACAACCCAGCUGCCUUACGAGAGUUGAACGCUCAGAUGGAGAACUUGGAUACGAUGAUAGACGAUCUACAAGCGCUCCAACACGAAUUUGGAGUGGUUUCUUGA